This is a messenger RNA of Enhydra lutris kenyoni (northern sea otter), 1425 nucleotides long. It is a transcript of the gene DRD5, whose product is annotated as dopamine receptor D5. The record is from RefSeq and is a predicted model, not a curated record. NCBI's taxonomy places the organism in Eukaryota, Metazoa, Chordata, Mammalia, Carnivora, Mustelidae. Bases 1 to 1425 code for a protein of 474 amino acids. The transcript has a single exon. Gene Ontology annotation, molecular function: G protein-coupled receptor activity; dopamine neurotransmitter receptor activity. Gene Ontology annotation, cellular component: plasma membrane. Gene Ontology annotation, biological process: adenylate cyclase-activating adrenergic receptor signaling pathway.
AUGCUGCCGCCGGGGCGCAACGGCACCGCGGAGCGGGCGCGGUUCCGGCAGCAGCAGCUGGCGCAGCCGGGCGCCGCGGGGGGCGCGGAGGGGGCGGCGCCGCUGGGGCCCGCGCAGGUGGUCACCGCCGGCCUCCUGACCCUGCUCAUCGUCUGGACCCUGCUGGGCAACGUGCUGGUGUGUGCGGCCAUCGUGCGCAGCCGCCACCUGCGCGCCAAGAUGACCAACGUCUUCAUCGUGUCCCUGGCUGUGUCCGACCUCUUCGUGGCGCUGCUGGUCAUGCCCUGGAAGGCAGUCGCCGAGGUGGCCGGUUACUGGCCCUUUGGGGCCUUCUGCGACAUCUGGGUGGCUUUUGACAUCAUGUGCUCCACCGCGUCCAUCCUGAAUCUGUGCGUCAUCAGCGUGGAUCGCUACUGGGCCAUCUCCAGGCCCUUCCGCUAUGAACGCAAGAUGACCCAGCGCGUGGCGUUGAUCAUGGUUGGCCUGGCCUGGUCCUUGUCCAUUCUUAUCUCCUUCAUCCCAGUUCAACUCCACUGGCACAGGGACAAGGCAGGCUCCUGGGGAGGGGUGGAACCGCCAUCCAGCCUGGCUAACGGGACACCCCGGGAGGAAGCGGGGGAGCCAGAGGUGAGGGCAGAAAACUGUGACUCCAGCCUGAAUCGAACUUACGCUAUCUCUUCGUCACUCAUCAGCUUCUACAUCCCUGUGGCCAUCAUGAUCGUGACCUACACGCGCAUCUACCGCAUCGCCCAGGUGCAGAUCCGCCGGAUUUCCUCCCUGGAGAGGGCGGCGGAGCACGCGCAGAGCUGCCGCAGUCGCGCGGCCUGUGCCCCGGACACCAGCCUGCGAACAUCCAUCAAGAAGGAGACCAAAGUCCUCAAGACUCUGUCGGUGAUCAUGGGGGUCUUCGUGUGCUGCUGGCUGCCCUUCUUCGUCCUUAACUGCAUGGUCCCCUUCUGCAGUGGACGCCCGGAGGGUCCUCGGGCUGGCUUUCCCUGUGUUAGUGAGACCACCUUCGACGUCUUCGUCUGGUUCGGCUGGGCCAACUCCUCCCUCAACCCCGUCAUCUACGCCUUCAACGCUGACUUCCGGAAGGUGUUUGCGCAGCUGCUGGGGUGCAGCAACCUCUGCUCCCGCACCGCAGUGGAGACCGUGAACAUCAGCAAUGAACUCAUCUCCUACAACCAGGACACCGUCUUCCACAAGGAGAUCGCAGCUGCCUACAUCCACAUGAUCCCCAACGCCGUGACCCCAGGGGACGGGGAGGCGGACAAGGAGGAGGAGAGCCCUUUUGAUCGUGUGUCCCAGAUCUCCCAGACGUCCCGGGAUGGUGACCCUGCUGCGGAGUCUGCUUGGGAGCUGGGCUGCGAGGGGGAGAUUUCGUUAGGCAAAAUAACGCCUCUCACCCCGGAUAGAUUCCAUUAA